Messenger RNA from Contarinia nasturtii (swede midge), 3606 nucleotides. Its product is annotated as carnitine O-palmitoyltransferase 1, liver isoform-like. Gene Ontology annotation, molecular function: carnitine O-palmitoyltransferase activity. The coding region runs from base 697 to 3036 and encodes 779 amino acids. NCBI's taxonomy places the organism in Eukaryota, Metazoa, Arthropoda, Insecta, Diptera, Cecidomyiidae. Gene Ontology annotation, cellular component: mitochondrion. The transcript is spliced from 10 exons. Gene Ontology annotation, biological process: fatty acid metabolic process; carnitine metabolic process. The record is from RefSeq and is a predicted model, not a curated record.
UAGUAAUGAGAAAACUGCUGUGGUGUCAAUUAGUGUGUGAAACAUUGUCGACGCAAAAUUUGUCCGAAUUGAAUUUUUUUUGUUUAAACUUUUUUCAUUUUUGUAAAUUUCAUUUUUUUUUAUUUCGAAAAAAUAUUUUUAAUUUGUUGUCGAUUCGGGGUGAAGACGCAUUCAUUCAGCCAAACUGAAUGAAUGAAUUACAAUUUUAAAUUGAGAGACUAUGUUUAAUUAAAGAAAUAGUGUGAUUGAAAGUAUUUCAAGUGAAUUUCAACGACAUUGAGAGAUAGAUAUAGAUUUUUUUGUUGCGACAAUUCGGUUUCGAUCGAUUUUUGUCGUUAAUUAUUUAAAAGACAUUUAAGACACGUUUUAAAGUGCCAAACACGUACAUAACCCAACUGAAGAGGGACACAAACAAUUGAGACAGAGGGAUAAAAAAAAUCGUCGUUUUUCAACAAGCCGCCGUUCCAUUCAUACGACGCUGGAUUUUUAUUGACGUGGUGUUAUAAAUAGUGCACGUGCAACUUAAACUUUGGUUUUGGAGCUUCGCUUCAGCAGUUUGACAUUGAACGCAUCGCAAUUCCGGUUACUAUUGCAUUGGCAUUUUGAACCGAUUGCUUCUUUUGAUUUCACGUCAAUUUAAUUGGACGGAAUCGACAGCAUUUUAACCGGAGUUGAAGGCAAUACAAAACGGUGUAAAUGGCUGAAGCACAUCAAGCAGUUGCAUUCUCAUUUUCAAUUACACAUGAAGGUUGGGAUAUCAACUAUGAUCGAGAAGUGCUCAAUCUUGUUUGGGAUUCGGGCAUUAGAUCGUGGAAGAAACGCAUCGGGAGACUAAGAAAUAGCGUUCGAAAUGGAGCAUAUCCAGCACAUUUACAAAGCUUAUGGAUUAUCAUAUCGAUAGCGGCUGCAUUACAUUUCUCUGGGAAAAAGACGCCAUUUGACUUGGCGAAUCGUAUUCUACCAUGGCUACCGGGAGAUUCGAUUUCAUGGCAUUUGGUGGCGUGUUCAAUAACUGGUCUCCUAUUUUGGUUGUGCAUAUGUUUCACUAUGCGUUACACCUUAAAAUUGUUGUUAAUCUACAAAGGCUGGAUGUAUGAAUCGCGUGAAAAGGGUCGGAAGAUAUCAACGGCAACACGAGUAUGGGGGGCCGCAACCAAAGUCCUAUCAAGUUGGAACAAACCUGGAUUGUAUAGUUUCCAGGGAUCAUUACCACGAUUACCAUUGCCAAGUGUGCAUGAAACAUUAGCUCGUUACCUUGACUCCGUUCGUCCACUGCUUGACGACAACAAUUAUAAACGCAUGGAAGAAUUGGCCAAAGAUUUUGAACGUUCCAUCGGACAAAAAUUACAACGUUAUUUAAUGUUGAAGAGUUGGUGGAGCAGUAAUUAUGUAUCCGAUUGGUGGGAAGAGUAUGUUUAUUUGCGUGGGCGCAGUCCAUUGAUGGUUAACAGUAAUUUUUACGGCAUUGAUGCAUUGUUCUUAUCAAAUACCAAUGUACAAACGGCUCGAGCUGCUGUUGCUGUUAAUUUGCUGUUGAGAUUCCGUCGUUUGAUCGAUCGCCAAGAAUUGCAACCGAUCAUGGUGCAAGGACUUGUUCCACUGUGCUCAUGGCAAUAUGAACGCACUUUCAACACCGUUCGCAUUCCUGGCAUUGAAACCGAUCGCAUCAUUCACUACCAAGACUCAAAUCAUAUUGUUGUUAUGCAUAAGGGACGGUAUUAUAAGGUCACCAUAUACUACAAAGGGCGCAUUUUGAAAGCACCAGAAAUUCAAGUACAAUUAGAAGAAAUUUUGAGCUCAAAAUCAGAACCAUUGCCCGGUGAAGAGCUCUUGGCAUCAUUGACCGCAUGGGACCGUACGAAAUGGGCCGAAGUCAGAAAUACUUUGUUCAACAAAGGUAUCAAUCGGGUUUCCUUGCAUACAAUUGAAACGGCUGCAUUCAUUUUGUCAUUGGACGACGAGUCAUACGACACAGACAUUCACAAGGAAGGUGCCUUAGAUCAUUUUGGAAAAUCGCUAUUGCAUGGAAACGGUCAUAACAGAUGGUUUGACAAGAAUUUCACACUUUGUGUCGGUACCAAUGGACGACUUGGAUUUAAUGCUGAACACACCUGGGCCGAUGCAGCUGUAAUGGCUCACAUUUGGGAAAAUAAUAUAAUGGACGAAGUGAUUGAGCAUCCAUACGACGAAAGUGGAAACUGUAACGGACCAAUUGAAUUCCAGCCACCAUCACCGCAACGUAUGUCAUGGGACUUAAAUAAUGAUGCUUGCCAAACUGCCAUCAAUUCAGCUCAUACAGAUGCUCAAAAAUUGCUCAACGAUUUACAACUUCGUAUUUAUGUGCAUGAUCACUACGGCAAGGGUUUCAUGAAGACAUGCCGUGUAUCACCCGAUGCUUAUAUCCAAAUGGCCUUGCAAUUGGCAUACUACCGAGACGCUGGACGUUUUUCACUAACAUACGAAGCAUCGAUGACACGUCUAUUCCGUGAAGGUCGUACUGAAACCGUUCGGCCGUGCACCAUUGAAUCGGCUGAAUGGGUGAAAUCUAUGUCAGACGGAACUGUGACGACCGAGCAAAAGGUUGCGCUACUACAAAAGGCUUGCCAACGACAUCAAAGAGGUUACCAAGAUGCGAUGUGCGGUAAAGGAAUCGAUCGACAUCUAUUCUGUUUGUAUGUCGUGUCGAAAUAUUUAGAAUUAGAUUCGCCAUUCUUAAAGGAAGUUCUCAGCGAACCUUGGCGAUUGUCAACUAGUCAAACCCCACAUGGCCAAACCAGUAAACUGGACCUACACAAACAUCCUGAAUGCAUUAGUGCUGGUGGCGGCUUCGGUCCGGUAGCUGACGAUGGCUAUGGUGUCUCAUACAUCAUUGCCGGAGAAGAUCUGCUCUUUUUCCACAUAUCAUCAAAAACCAGUUGCGCGACUACGGACUCUGUCAAAUUUUCAAAGCAAAUCGAACGGGCCUUGAGUGAUAUGAAAAAUCUCUUUGAAGAAUAUCAGUGUCUGAAGAAAUUGGCGAAUGGAUCAUCGAAAUGAGAAAAACAUACGCCCAAAUAGAUCGAUAGUGGUUUAGUGCAAAAAAAAUUCUAAAGCUACAAAACAAAAUGAAAAUUCGAGAACAACUGCAGAGUCAUCAGUUAACAAAUUGUUUGUCGUGAAUGGUGUGCAGUGAAAAUUGUACGGAUUGAGUAUUAUCGUUUGGAUCGACUCACAUGUGUUCAAUUUUUUUCAGUUGAAGACCAUUCUUCGCUUUGUUUCGACGAAAUUUUCCAUCGACAUUUUUAAAAUAUUUACGAAAACUGAGUACCUUUAUCAAUUUAUAUUUUGUUUUGUUAUUUAUAAAUUUUUAAAAAAAUAAACACAAUCAGCAGACUAACGAUAAAAGAUGAUAUAUUUUUUUCGGUCUGUGGCUCAUUACAAUUGUAGACAUAUACGUAUUUGACCAAUUAUAUUAGCGUUAUUAAAAUGAAUUGUUCGAUUUAAGAUUUAAAACUUUGUUUAAUGAAUGUAAAAUUCUAUUCUUUUUCUCUUUCUCUUCAAACAUCGAAGAUAUUUCACACGUUGGACAUUUUUUUUUGUUGAAUAAAUUAUUAUUUUAAUGAACAA